This is a messenger RNA of Papaver somniferum (opium poppy), 369 nucleotides long. RefSeq names its product multiple organellar RNA editing factor 6, mitochondrial-like. The record is from RefSeq and is a predicted model, not a curated record. Gene Ontology annotation, biological process: cytidine to uridine editing; mitochondrial mRNA modification. The transcript has a single exon. Gene Ontology annotation, cellular component: mitochondrion. The coding region runs from base 1 to 369 and encodes 122 amino acids. Lineage: Eukaryota; Viridiplantae; Streptophyta; Magnoliopsida; Ranunculales; Papaveraceae.
AUGGUUGCAGCAUUAGCAAGAGCUAUAAUCACAAAACCCACUUCCACAACUCUCCCAAGUCGUCUUUUUUCAUCAUCAUAUUUCUCAUCGAUAGAUCAAUCCCCACCACUUCCUGGUUUCAUUAGACCUAAAAGACAACAUUUGGUUCUUUUAUUUCAUGUUGUUCAAGUACUUACACCUUGUGCAUCUCUUUUGAAUACUAUACGAUGUAGAGUUAAUCGGUCUGGUUCUGAUUCAUAUUCACCUAUGAAUUUUGGGUCCAAUUACAGUGAUCGUCCUCCUACUGAAAUGGCACCAUUGUUUCCUGGUUGUGAUUAUGAACAUUGGCUUAUUGUUAUGGAUAAUCCUGGUGGUGAAGGUGUUGAUUGA